This is a messenger RNA of Thlaspi arvense, 930 nucleotides long. NCBI's taxonomy places the organism in Eukaryota, Viridiplantae, Streptophyta, Magnoliopsida, Brassicales, Brassicaceae. The record is from the annotation of a GenBank genome assembly.
AUGGCGGACGGAAAUAUGACGCGGGACGAGUAUCACACUCAACUGAGGAGUUACUGGGAUCAAGUGAGGCAAUCCGAGGGUUUUGAUGUCGGAAAUGUUGUCCUGCCACCGUGGAUGAAUGGAAUGUUCAGUGGACUGGUGCCCUAUGACUGUGGAGUUAAUGAUGAUUAUCCUAAUAGUGACUUGGUCAAAGAUUAUGGUAGGGUGGGGCUUCAUCGCUACAAUCUGUUGAAGGGGACAAACUUCCAGCUCAGUUCCCUAAUCAAGUUCAAUAUGCUAUCGAACCCUGUAUCUUCUUAUUACAUGACGCUGGCUGCCGAAAGUCUAGAUCGAACUGGUGGACGAUCGAGUGCGGAAUUUCGGGUUCGAGUUGAUGAACGAGAAUUUGGCACUUUGGAUUUGGCGUGCUCUGUUGCUAGAAUUGUUGGGGAAGGUUGCACAGUGACCACAAACAAGCCCUUUGUACCACACUUUCAUCAAGGUGCAGUGGGGGAUGGUAUCUUCGAGGGUGAAUUGCCUGAUUGGCCAUCUGAUUUUAGUGAUGAAAACAGAUUCUACGUGUUGAAGGAAUCAGAAAUCUGGUCCAGUGAGUGGAUUCGUAUGUAUAUGACACUUGUGGUUUGUGGAAAUGAUAGAUCAAUCACCAAUAAGUUGGGGCGGAGCAAGAAAGUUCUUCUUCCCUUGAAGAUUGUGGAAGCAGUCAUAGAAACCAAAACCGGAGAUGUGAAGAAGACGCCAAGUGAGAGACUCAAUGCAUUGAAUGCACAUGUCUACAUCACAUUCACCGGUCUGGAAGAGCCUCGAGCCCAUGGACAGAUUUUUGAGAUCGGUAAGCAUCUCAAACGCAAAGCAGUAAUCAGGAGGGUCGUGGAUAAGGAUACACAGUACUUGUCUCUCGUGGGUAAGCUUUUUGGGUGCACUAGAGACUAA